GUUUGCUUCUCUUUGUGUGUGGAAGAAUGGUAAAUUUUUUUCCUUGAAGACCAGUUUUUGUGUCUGCAGGCAUGUGCAUGAAUGUAGUUUGAAACUGUGGUCGGAUACUUAAUUGUUAACUCAACAAGAAGAGAGUGCAGAAAACAAAUGUGAUACGAAUUCAAUGUUGUUAAAAAAAUAGCAUUGUUAUAAGUGACACCCAUAUUUUACUAUACAUGAUACCUAGUGUCGUCACGCCAAUCAUUAUACACUAAAUUUAGUGCAUUUAGUAAUGCAUUGCAUCUAGACCUUUUUGUUUACAUCCGGGUAUCAUAAUGACGUCACUGUUAGGAUGUCGGCCAUCUUGGUGUUUUAUAAAUAUCUGUCUGAGACGUGCUUUCUACGACAUAGACGCGCCUAUUUCUGUCCUAUGUAGCUACACUUCCUUCACCACAGUAUAACCUAUACAGUAUAGCAUAUGUGUCCAUGGCGUUUAAUCGUAGCGUCUCCGUUCAUUAGUAGCUCAGCAAGCAACGCGUACGUCUGCGAGGCAAAACAAGAAAAUUUAAGUGGGGAGGGGGGCCAAACCCCGAUGCCAUCAUGCCGUGUGUUGUUUGCAAAAACUACAACUCAAAGACGAAGGGCCAAGGAAUAAGCUACCACCAGUUUCCCCGGGACGAAGGCAGGCUGCAGAAAUGGUUAUCGGCCGUCGAGUCCCACUUACGGCCGCCUUGGACGGUAGACAGGAUUCGCCAAAAAUUUACCAGUCGGCCCGGAGCGGAGGUGUGCUCUCUGCACUUCUCUGCAAGCUGUUGUAUCGACAAUCCGAGGACUAAACUCGUUGCGUACAAGGUUCCUAUAAAGGUGCUAUUGAAGGGUGCUGUACCCACCAUAUUCGGAGAGGAGAAACCGGCGGAGUCGCCGAGUUGCCAGAGUGAAAAUCUAGCCCGAAAGCAGCUCAUCCCAGAGAAAACACAGUCCAUGGAGCCUCAACUGUCUGACCCCAGCAGCACAUAUGAGUUACAGUCUUUACAGUCUAGGCCAAUCAGCACACCAGAACCACAGUCAACUAGCAUGCCCGAAAUGUUUACCGGACCAAUCAGCAGACCCGAAAUAUUGGCUGGGCCAAUCAGCACACCUGAACCAAAGUCUGGGCCAAUUAGUAGGCUUGAACCACAGCCUGGAUCAAUUAGCAGACCCGAGCCACAGUCUGGGCCAAUCAGCAGGCUUGAACCACAGCCUGGACCAAUCAGCAGACCUGAACCCCAACCUGGACCAAUCAUCCAACUCAGGCCAGAGAGUGGAUCAAAAAGCACACUUGAACCACAGCCUGGACCAAUCAGAAGGAGUGAACAACAGAGUGGACCAAGCAGCGCAUCUGUACAACUUACUGGACCAAUCAGUACACCCGAAACACAGUCUGGACCAAUCAGCAGAAUCAAUUGCAAGCCUCAGGCUGGACAAAGCAGUCUUGUAAUACAGACCGGCCCAGUCAUUAAUAGACUUAAACCACAGACUAGACCAAUGAGCACAUCUAAACCACAAAUUGGACCAAUCAACAAAAUUGAACCACAAAAUGGACCAUUCUGCAAGUCUGAACCACUGUCUGGACCAAGCAGCAGCCUUCAACAACAGCCUGCACCAAUCAAAACACCCAAACCAAAGUUAGGACCAAUCAGCACACUUCAGCCACAGACUGGCCCAAUCAGCACACCUGAACCACAACCCAUGGACACUAACUCAGACUGCAUUGUGUUUCCAGUGGGACCUAAAAUCUCUGUUCUUGCCAUUAAGAUGGAUAGUCCCACCAUGCAAGCGGACAUCAAGCCUUUCCAGUGCCAGCACUGUGACUUCACAACAGUACUGAAGAAGGACCUAGAUGCACACAUGGUACAGCACGUCUUCGAUAAAGCCUUCAAGUGUGGGAUCUGCGGCCACUUGGCGGCAUUCCGAAGUGCCCUGAGAAAGCACAUGUUCGUACACACGAGAGAGAAACCCUACAAGUGUGAACGCUGCGACUAUUCAGCAGUCAGUAGGAGGGAUCUGGAACUGCACACAGAUCAUCAACACACAGGGGAGAAGCAGUACAAGUGUAACAUAUGCGAAUAUUCAACUGCUCGGAAACACAACUUAAACCAACACAUGAACCAACACAUUAGUGACAAACCCUUCAUGUGUGGGGAGUGUGGGUUCAGGACAAACUACAAGUGCUCGCUGGAAAAGCACAUGAACGUUCACGUCUGCAAUCUGGAGAAGCCCCAUAAGUGUAAACAGUGCAGUUAUGGUGGUUUCAGUAAGAAGAACUUAGAGAGACAUACACGAAACCGUCAUGCAAAGAAUGUGAAAAAUAAAUGUGAGAGUAGAUGAUAUAAAUGGUCCCAGCUCAUGUAAGGGCGCAGUCACAUAGGUCGUGUGGUCGUUGUACAAUUUUGAUGCCAUGGGAUUUUCAAGUGGCCUGUGACAGGACCAAGCAUCAACAAGGAUCCAAAACAGCCUUUUGUGUACCAAGACAGUUGAACUUUGCAGGAGACGUACAUUUUUGUCUUCCAAAAUGCCUGAAGUUAGUGAUCGUACCGUGAUUGCACGAUCUAUGUGUUCAUGCCCUAAGAGUAAGACAGGCACCAGCUAAAAGGACAUGUAAAACAACCUUAGCAAUUAUAUGGUUGAAGAGAACAUGUGGCAUAAUUAGCUGCAUGCCAAUUUUAGUGACACCCACCGGUCCCCGCUCUCCAUAGCCCUGUGGCAAUAUCCUAGCUAAUGAAAUAGUCUUUUGAAACUGUUUGAUCAU
Branchiostoma floridae (Florida lancelet) is the source of this 2767-nucleotide messenger RNA. RefSeq names its product B-cell lymphoma 6 protein-like. The transcript is spliced from 3 exons. Gene Ontology annotation, cellular component: nucleus. NCBI's taxonomy places the organism in Eukaryota, Metazoa, Chordata, Leptocardii, Amphioxiformes, Branchiostomatidae. Gene Ontology annotation, molecular function: DNA-binding transcription factor activity, RNA polymerase II-specific; RNA polymerase II transcription regulatory region sequence-specific DNA binding. Gene Ontology annotation, biological process: regulation of transcription by RNA polymerase II. The record is from RefSeq and is a predicted model, not a curated record. Bases 580 to 2346 code for a protein of 588 amino acids.